CACUAGCCUAGGCCUUGGUUUACCGUCGUAGCCGUAGGCCUAACAUUGACAGUGACAUAGGCCGAGGCUAGAAUUGAAAGUAACUGAAUUUACUGAAGGUUCUGCGUUAGCAUCAGUCAUUCAGACGUGUGGAGGCAACCUUGGUUUGGUAUUACUGCUGGAACUUUACUUGAGAGCUGGAAAGCUGUGUAGACAAAGUAGAAGUUUCAGCAUCAGCCAGACUUCCAAGAUCGAAAUGACAUCCAAAGAGCGAUUCAAGCCCAAUGAAGGGGACUGGAUCUGUUCGGAUCCCAAGUGUGGGAAUGUGAACUUUGCAAGAAGACCAGAGUGCAACAAAUGUGGAAAAAAUCGAAAAGAAGGGACAGUCUUCAAAAAAGGAGGCACUGAAAUUGGUAAACAACUGGCUGAAAAAAGUAAAGGCUUAUUCAGUGCUGAGGACUGGCAGUGUAAGAGCUGCGGCAAUGUAAACUGGGCUCGUCGAAUGACCUGCAACAUGUGCAAUGCCCCGAAGUACGGGCGGGUGGAGCAGCGCACAGGCUUUGGUGGUGGCUACAUGGAGAGGGAUGAGGUGGUGGAGUACAAACAGAAAGAGGAUUCUGAGGAUGAUGAGUACGAUGAAUUCGGACGAAAAAAGAAAAAAUUCCGCUCAAGGAACAGCACUGAAGGUAGAGAAGAGGAACCUCCGAGGUCAAAAGUGUAUGAGGAAGAAGAGGAGGAGGAAGAAGAUGAAGAUGUCUCAAAGUACAAACUGGAUUCUGAUGAGGAGGAUGAAGAUGAAGAUGGGGACCUCUCGAAAUAUCAGUUGGACGAUAGUGAUGAGGAGGAGGAGAAGAAAAAAGCAAAUGAUUCCAAUUCCUCUUCUAAUGUAAAGAAAUCAGACAGGUCGUCAAAGUCCUCAAGAUCCCGGUCCUCUAGCUCUAGCUCAUCAAGCUCAAGUUCAGAUUCUCGGUCAAGGUCAAGGUCGGGAUCUAGAGGCAGAGUGUCGAGCUCUCGGUCUCGGUCCCGCAGCGGGCGGUCAAGAUCUCGCAGCGGACGGAGGUCCCGUUCCAACAGUAGAAAGAGACGCUCUAGGUCUCGGUCCAGGUCUCAUGAGAAGGGAACGAAAAGAUCUAGAAGAGGGCGCUCCAGUUCCAGGUCACGUUCUAGGUCAAGGUCACGAUCUGGACGUUCCCAUUCAGACUCCAAACGGUCGAGGCGCUGAAUGUCGUCUUAGGUAAAGGUAACCGUGCUGCGGGUCGGAGUCCACCGUUGACGGCUUUCAGUCUUUGUCACUCAUGUUCCUCGAGGAGAUUCCUGUUGGCUCGAAUGGUAGUACCAGAUCCAUGUUUGUGUGAAUGUGUCUAGUUGCUUUUCCUGUGGUGUAAAAUUUAUGAUGUGUUCACCAGCACAUAUAUCUCUUUUUUUCCCCCACUUAUGGGUUCGUGCAGAGUUCUGAUGAAUGAUAUUUCCAGGAGCGUGGUGUUCAGCUUGUGAUGUAAUUUGACAUUCAAGUUCUCAGACAUUCUUCCUUUUUUAAAAAGAAAGAAAAGAUGGAUGUUUUGUCAGUUUUCUGACCGUGUGAUUCCUGUGAAUGUUGCAAGUGAUGUAAUUGUAAGUGAAAGAGGACCUGAUGUUUCACUGCAUCACGGAGCACCCAAAACCAGAUGUUUGGAUGCAGUUUUAUUGGUUUUAAAGCAAUUUUUAAACUGCUGUUGUUUCUGUGUCCCUCAGCUUUGUAAAUGUGUACAGAACUUGUAAUUCGGGGUGAUUCUUGUACCUUUGUCAUGCGCACAUCCCUGGUGAACCUAAUUAAUUAUCCAAUCCUACCUAAGGCUCCAUUCUGAAAACAACUCCCCAACUGUAAGACAAAGAGUGAAGUCCAACAUAAAAUGAAACAUCUAUAUUGCAGUAGAACAUGCCUGAUCGGAUACCUCUCUGUAGUUCCAGGAAUCGGUGAAAAAAGCUUCAAAUUCUAAUGACCUCAACUUUCUCUGUAGUUGCUGUGUAGAAAAACUUAGGAUCUCUCAAAACUGAAUAUUGUGCUGAUGAGUUUUCCUUUAUAGAUAGUAGCUGGUCAAUCCCAACAGUUGCCAAUAGUGAAAGAGAAACAACCGCAGGAUGACAGGCCAUUUAAGUACUUAGUCAGGUGCGCAUUACCAGUGAUAUUUGGGGAUUUUGUUGGGAUCGAGUUAAAUCAGUCCUUUUCCAUAGAGGGAAGGGCGAAUGGUGUGUAUUUUACACAAAAGAUCAUAUAUUUUUAUGUCAUACACUGUGCUGGAUGUUCUUGGAGUUUUCUUAUUCUUUUCAUGAGAUGCCGAUCUGUUACCACUUUACUGACAGUGUUUUGACAGUUUCACAUUUCAUGUUAUCCAGUUGCCAUGCUGAGAAUGUUUCUACUUAAUUAAAUUUCAUAAAACAUGAGGAGGAUAACAGACAGAUCCAUAAGAGUUUAACGAUUAUCAAACAUUUUGAUCUGUCAAAGUUAAGAUUCUGGUGUAGUUUGGAAGAUACAAAUGGUGGCUAGUGGACUGUCUUAUGUGAUCUGUCCCUUCUGUUGUUUUUUUCCCCCCAUUGUUAGUAUUGUUCUUAUCUGGUUCCUGAGAAAUGUAGCGAUUGAUGAGACAAUUUUCAGAAGACUGCAAGUGCUCAUAAGGGGCACCCAUUUGUCCAAUAUGUUGUGGUCUUUAUUUUCUGAUGUUGGUGCUUCUGGUUUUCUUACCUUUCUCUUUUUGUACUGUGUUCAUACCAAGAUACUGCUGCUGGUCCUUUAUGCUGUGUGUGGGUGCCUGAAUUGUCUCUCUUGUCUUCGAAAACAACUUAAGUACCAAGUCCAAAGUACUGUAGUUUGACUGUGUUCCUACAAAUGUACUUGUUAUGGUUGUGAUGAAUAAGACACCUGAUGAAUACAUUCUGCUACUACAGUAUUAUACAAGUAAUAAUGUCUCGCAUCUACUAUAUGUGAAACUGACUGUGGUGCAGUUGUUUGUGGCUUGGUGUGUUCUCCCUGCAAGAGCUGCAGUGACAUUCUUGUGCUCUCCCUUAGAUUAGGUUCAACUUUGUUCUUGAAGUCAUUCCUUGUUUGAUUAUCACCACUACCCCACCAGUUUCUCAAAAUUGUGUUGUUUUUUUUUUCCAAAUGGUGCUUAUGUAAACAAACACUUUCUUUGUUAAGAUAUUAUAAAGUUUUUGUACAUUGCUUAGUCAUGAUGUUAGUGUUGAUAGUUGAUAAAGCUGUCAUUGUAAGUUUGUCAUGAUAGAAAGGCUGGCAAAGUUGAAUGUCAGAAGUUUGUUUAUUGUGACAUUGUGAAGGAUAGCAAAGUUUGAUUUUAGAAAUUUUGAAAAUCAAAUCAGGCAUAGAUUUUCUUUACAUUUUUUAUUUACACUGAAUCCCAUCCUUUCCAAAAUAUGUUGGAAAGCGUUCACGACAGUUCAUAGUGGUUGGAGGUUGCUAAUUCAGCUUAUUUCUUUUGCAUGAUUGCACUAAUUCAUCUGCACUGAAUGAUGAAAAUGACAAUAUCAAAAUAGUUUUUAUUAACCGGUAUUCAGAUUAAAAUUACAAUAUCAAAAUAGUUUUUAUUUACCGGUAUUCUGAUUAUGGAGCCCAAGUUCAUAUAUUAUAUUGUACAAUACUGUGUCUCUGUUAUGCACACAUGGUGAAAGGGUCCUGGCAGACCUCCCUUCCAAAACUGCCAUUUGCUUUGGUAAUGGAAUAUUAUAUUUCAGUACAUGUUCUUAUUCGGAAUAGUGUCAUACAGAAUGUGCAUAUUAUUAGCAAGUCUUGUCAGCUACCUGAAUAAUUUUUUUUGUUCUGUGUGUACUGAACUCCUAACACUAGUUUGUAAAGUAAUAUAGUUGCCCUGACUGUCUCAAAGAAUUGCGUAAAGAUAUGAAGAAGUGUAUGUUUUUCACUUCCCAGUAGGAAAGAAAGAACCUGGAAAGAAUUCAGGAAGAUAUACAUCAUGUAGACUAUAACAGCAGUGUUGACUUUUGAAUACGAGGAGAUUUGUUCCUCAUUGUGCUCGGUACCUGAUAAGAGUUGCAAGUUGAUGGAAGAAUUUUUAUUUUUAUUUUAGCCUGUCUGAAUGAAGUUUGAUGCUCAGGAUUGUUUAAAAACCAUUAUAUAUAUAUAUGUAUGUAUUUAUGUGCUCUUGUGCUAGUUUAUGUUUUCCAGCAUGAAUGUUUUGUUGUUACAAAUGUUACAGUUUGUAUGUCGAAUUGUAAAGGACUAGUGUUACAAUACUUUCUUUGCUGUCCGGUAUUUGAGGUGAAUAAAAAUGUUGACACGUUUUA
This is a messenger RNA of Aplysia californica (California sea hare), 4269 nucleotides long. RefSeq names its product zinc finger Ran-binding domain-containing protein 2. The coding region runs from base 236 to 1201 and encodes 321 amino acids. Gene Ontology annotation, biological process: RNA processing. The transcript is spliced from 8 exons. Gene Ontology annotation, molecular function: lipopolysaccharide binding; RNA binding. Lineage: Eukaryota; Metazoa; Mollusca; Gastropoda; Aplysiida; Aplysiidae. The record is from RefSeq and is a predicted model, not a curated record.